GCAAAAAGAAAGAGAGAGAGCGAAAAGGUGCGAUAGAGAGAGAAAGUGUAUCUUGGAUACACAGGUCGUCAGCAGCAGACGCACGCAGAACGCGUCGAGCAACAAAUUAAUAAAUAACAACAACAAAAAAACGGCAGAAAUAAAAGAAAAUCAAAAACAACUCACCGCAACGUCAACGUUAAAGUAAACGCCAACGUCAGCCGCAGCAGCAGCCGCAGCAGCAGCAGCAGCAGCAACGCAAGCAGCAGAAGCAGCACAGUCAGAAAAUGGGCUGUGGACAGAGCAAAAUACAUUUAUAUCCCAGGAAAUCGAAGAGUAAAGCAAAUGGCAAGAAAGGAGGACAUGCCGAUUCAGAUGCGGAGACGGACGAGGAUGAAGGCCACAUUGAGGAUGCGGAGAAGACACAGCAACGUGAGCGCGAGAAGCAUGACGAGACCGAGGAGCUAAGCAAUAAGGACAUACAGGACACCGAGGAGGAUGUGGCUGUGUCGCUGCUACGUGCCAAAAAUCUAUCGCUGCUGCAAAGCCAAGAAAUAUCAUCAAGCCAACAGAACUUCUUUCGCAUGCUGGACAAGAAGAUCGACGAGGGUCCCGACUACGACUCAGCGAGCGAGACGGAAAUUGCCUUGGAGGAGGCGCGACUGAAUGCACUGGUGCAGCAUUGGGAAUCCGCCAGCCUGACCGCAUCCAUUUGCUCCUCGGCAAGUCGAUCGCUGCAGACGACGCCCAUACGUCAGCUGGUGCAGCAGCAGCAGCAACAGCAACAGCAGCAGCAGCAGCAGGUGCAGAUGCCACUCAAGACGAGAACAUCCACGAGUCAUCUGUUGCAGACCACAACAACGGCUUGCAGCAGCCCGCUCUCCACGACCGAGUAUCUACCUCAACACGUCCUGGCGGGCAGACAACAACAACAACAACAACAGCAGCAGCAACAACAGCAGCAACAUCAAGUGGCAAGCCUCUAUCAGCAGCAGCAGCUAAUGCUGCAGCAACAGUUGCUGCCACAGCUCGAUUCCAAUCUUGUCAAUACGUCCAAUGCCAAUGCAGCUGCCGCUGCGCAACUUAGUCAGUUGCAACAGCAGCAGCAACAACAGCUGAUACUCUACCAGCAACACCAGCAACAUCAGCAACAGCAGCAACAACAACAACAACAAUUGGCUGCCUAUGGCGGUCAUAUGCUGUCGCUGCCGGCAGGCACCAAACCUCAAAGUGUCAGCCCCCGGCAUCUGUUGUACACUGGCCCUGGAGCAGGAGCAGGAGCAGGAGGAGCCGCAGGCAGCUCACCACCAGUUGGCUCUGUUCCUGUUUCUGUUCCUAUGCCAGUCAAUGUUCCAGUUCAGUAUAUUGCGGCGAAUUCGCCGCUGAUGCAGGCCGGCGUGACGGGCUUCCUAAAUGGCGCUGGCGCAACAGCCGGACGCGCUCCGUUGCAGCUCUCCUACUACGGCGUACUGCCGAGCACUGCCCCACAGAGUGCCGCUCAAGCGGCCUCCACCUCAGUUCCCAUCGCCUCCGAAUCGUAUGAACCACAAACCGCUCCACACAGCCAAAGUCAGCAGCAGCAGCAGCAACAGCAGCCGCAGCAGCAACCGUUGCAGCCACAAACCUCACAGUUGCAACAUGCCGCACCUGCAGCCGGCGCCUACUACGGCGAGGUCAUGCACAACGUGCAGCCCGCGCCACCCACGGAAUAUAAAUUUCCGCCGGCCAUAAGCGUGCAGAGAUUGGCGCCGCAGGUGCAGCGGCAGUUGCGCGAGACGCAGGAACUUAUAAAAGACUCGUGCCCGCAGCUGUAUGCGGCGGGCUAUGGCAGCCCCGGACCACCGAUACGCAAUCCCAACCGGAAUCCAACUAGAACUAGACCCACCCUGGAGACGCAGUUCUCGCAGGAACUCUCGUGAUAUCUAUAUAUGUAAAGCAGCAAGCAGCAAACCGUAGCAAACCAAA
Messenger RNA from Drosophila grimshawi, 1944 nucleotides. RefSeq names its product mediator of RNA polymerase II transcription subunit 15 (gene tow). The record is from RefSeq and is a predicted model, not a curated record. The transcript has 5 exons. The coding region runs from base 267 to 1898 and encodes 543 amino acids. NCBI's taxonomy places the organism in Eukaryota, Metazoa, Arthropoda, Insecta, Diptera, Drosophilidae.